AUGAGUAGAGUAGACCUCCUUCAACCAGAAAGAAGAAGCCUGUUGAUAGGGGCCUGUGAGCGCGGUCUUGUGGCUGCGGGCUCCGUGCCCGACAGGGACAUGGAUUUCCCUGGCCAUUUUGAGCAUAUAUUUCAACAGCUGAACUAUCAACGCAUCCAUGGCCAACUAUGUGACUGUGUCAUUGUGGUCGGUGGUCGACAUUUUAAGGCCCACAGGUCUGUGCUGGCAGCCUGCAGCACACACUUCAGGGCUCUUUUCACUGUCGCUGAUGGAGAUGCUAGCAUGAACAUGGUCCAACUGGAUAGUGAGGUGGUGACCGCUGAAGCUUUUGCUGCACUUGUGGACAUGAUGUACACCUCAACUCUGAUGCUGGAUGACCCUCAAAUGCCCAGUCAGUCUGACAGUGGACAGUGUCAAGCAGAGGGGAUGGAGGCAAUGCAAGCAGGGGUUGGCAAAGAGGAAGACUUGGAUGAUCUUGAGCCCCAGGACAACAGAGUGAUGAAAGUAAAAGUUGUAACAGAGGAAGAUGAGCCAGAAGAAAAGGCAGUUGUGGUUAAACAAGAGCCUUUAAGUUCUCCAGAGCCUGGUGAUGAAAUCAGUGAUGUGACAUCACAAGCGGAAGCCAGUGACCCAACUGAGCGUGUGGGUCAGGAAGAGGAGAAAGUAGAGCUUAGUCCAGAGAGCAGUGACUUCACCAUGGAGCCCCUGCCACGCUCAGGCUCUCGACUUCAGCCCAGUUCUCUCAAAGGCAGUAACCGUGUGAAUGCUAAAGGUGGCUUUUGCAUUUCAAGCUUUUUAGGCACCAAAGAUUAUGCAAGCAAUGGUGGGGUGCUGGGUGCAGCAGAUGACCUCCCAAACACCACAACUGGAGAAGACUGCAAGAAACACAUUCGAGUUCACACAGGGGAGAAACCCUAUGCGUGCCUCAAGUGUGGCAAACGUUUCAGCCAAUCCUCUCACCUGUACAAGCACUCCAAAACCACUUGCCUGCGCUGGCAGAACAGCAACAUGUCAAAUUCCCUGCUCUAG
Messenger RNA from Knipowitschia caucasica, 1029 nucleotides. NCBI's taxonomy places the organism in Eukaryota, Metazoa, Chordata, Actinopteri, Gobiiformes, Gobiidae. The record is from the annotation of a GenBank genome assembly.